UAUCAGACUUUCCUCUCAACAAACUGAAUCAGACGUGCUGGCCCUUUAAACAUUUUACCCACAAUGCACCGCAGCCUGCACAGUACACACAUGUAAGUUGACAGAAAGAAAACCUGAAGAAAACUAGCAAAGAAAGAUGCAGAACGGUGAUGUGAACGGAGAAGAGGAUGAAGAGUAUCAGGUCUUCCUCGCUCUGCACAGUCCCGCUUUAAAAGCGGCAAGAAUCCCCCCGCUUUACUGGAAGAGUUUGCAUUUAAAACUAGCCAAUGAGGUAUUUGAUGCUGGUGAAGUAUUUGGGAUUAUGCAUGUGGAAGAAGAGGAAGAUGAGGAUGAUGAACACAGAGCCAAUCCUCAAACUGAGAUGGGUUAUAAAGUGAUUGUGACCAAAGAGAGUGUCCUGCAGGCUGCUGAUCCCACCAGUGUGUUUCUUGUAGAUCACGCCUGGACGUACAGGGUGGAGAGCGCCCGACAGCAGCUGCUGGAGAUUCCCGGAUUGCUGAUCCGUAUGGCCAGUCUGAUGGGUCUGCCUUUCCACGGAGAGGCACCCGAUCCGGACAUCGUGGAUCUCGUCCUGGACAACAUGUGGAAAUACAACCAAACAUAUCAGCUUUCCCAAGGGUCUGCAGAAGAAAAGGUGCCUGUGUGGUACAUCAUGGAUGAAUUUGGAUCUCAGAUUCAGCACUCUUCCCAGCCGACCUGCUGUUUGGCUCCUCUGUUCUACUCUCCGCAACAGAUCGCUUACUCCGUGCUGUGGCCACUGCAAGACCUGGAGAAUGGAGAGGAGGUGACGCGUGAUUUUGCAUACGGAGAAGGAGACGCUUUAGUGAGGAGAUGCCGUCUGUUGCCAUGGCUACCCGAUGACCUUGAGGCAGUGAGCAAUGACAUCCGGGAACCGUCUGACCUUUACUAUGAAACGAUUCUACAAGAGAACAAAGAGACGCUUCCUGUGGACAUCCAGCCUUUUGUUGUACCAGAUGGAAAAGUUUUAAAGGUCUACACUGAGAUGAAGCAAGUUUUAGACCAUCUGAAACAUCCACGUUUCCAAUUCACUGAAAACGAGGAAGAGGCUGACAUAAUCUGGACCUUCUCCCAUAUCCGAGAAUAUCGGAAACUGAGUGAGGAACGGCCUCAUGUGCUGCUCAACCAGUUCCCCUGUGAGACGGUGCUGACCACUAAAGACUGCCUGGCAUCUGUGGCACGGAGAGCCAGGGGAGGUCAGGGGGCUCCGUGGCUCCCCAAGACCUUUAAUCUACAGACUGAGCUGCCUCAGUUUAUCCAACAUUACCUGCAAAGACAGGAGAGAGGACUGGACAACCACUGGAUCUGCAAACCUUGGAACCUGGCCCGCGGUCUGGACACACACACCACGAACAACCUCAAUUACAUAAUCAGACAGCGAGAGAGCACCCCAAAGGUGGUGAGUAAGUAUUUGGAGGACCCCGUGCUGUUUCACAGAGAUGAGGUGGGCAUGGUGAAGUUUGACAUCCGCUACAUGGUGCUGCUGCGCUCUGUGGAACCGCUGCGUCUUUAUGCAUAUGACGUGUUCUGGCUGCGUUUUGCUAACAAGCCUUUCUCGCUGGAUCACUUUGACGACUAUCAAAAACACUACACAGUGAUGAACUACGCCGAAGACGUGCAGCUCAAACAAAUUCAUUAUGAUGAAUUUAUCCCCAUGUUUGAGAGCCAGUAUCCACAAUAUCCAUGGAAACAGGUUGAGGCAGAUGUCUUUAAAGCGUUCUCGGAGCUCUUCCAAGCAGCUUCCUGCCGUCCUGCUCCAUACGGGAUCUGUGCGAACCCCUCCUCCAGAGCCAUAUACGCCAUUGACCUCAUGCUGAAAUGGGACCAGACGGUGGGAGGAGAACGUGUGAUGCAGCCUCAGAUACUGGAGGUUAAUUUCAGCCCAGACUGUGAGCGGGCCUGUCGUUAUCAUCCCAGCUUUUACAACCACAUGUUCCAAACACUGUUCCUGGAUCAGAUAGAACAGUGUCCUGUCACUCAGAUUUUAUGACCAACCAGAUUUCCAGUGCUAAAAUAACGUUUCACCGUAAAUAAAGAUGACUUAAGCCACUUUAACACAGUGUUUAUAUGUCAUCAGGUUGUUGUGCUCUAUGUAGCAGUUACACAGAUGAAUCACUUGUGUGAGGAUGUGUGGAUUGUUCACUCCUGAAUCUGAUAACUUUGAUUUUAGUGUUGUAAUGCAAAAUGUAGUAUAAUGAUCAGAAACGGAAGGAAAUUAAGUACAAAUAUUAAUAUAAAUAUGUUUGAUGAGAACGGUAUGUUUAUUAAUAUUUGUUAGAUCUUUUCUUUAUUUCGGUUUUGUCAUUUAAGUCAGGAAUGAUUCAGCUGAGAGAUUUAGCCAUUUAAGCAAGCUUUUUUUACAUGUUCAAGGGGUGGUGUGGUGAUCAUCCAAUAAGAAUAUACAUUACAUCAUAAAAAGUCCUUUUAUGGAAAAUCUCUACUCCAUCCUGCUUUCCUAGAUGAAAUACAUGCAUACAGAGUGUAUAUUAUGAUUUAAUGCAAAAAAAAGCAAUAUGCAAUAAAUAAAACUUAUUUAUUUUUAAUAAUA
Messenger RNA from Pimephales promelas (fathead minnow), 2566 nucleotides. RefSeq names its product tubulin tyrosine ligase-like family, member 12 (gene ttll12). Gene Ontology annotation, cellular component: cytoplasm. Gene Ontology annotation, biological process: protein modification process. Lineage: Eukaryota; Metazoa; Chordata; Actinopteri; Cypriniformes; Leuciscidae. The record is from RefSeq and is a predicted model, not a curated record.